Messenger RNA from Ruditapes philippinarum (Manila clam), 1636 nucleotides. Its product is annotated as transducin beta-like protein 2. Gene Ontology annotation, cellular component: endoplasmic reticulum. Lineage: Eukaryota; Metazoa; Mollusca; Bivalvia; Venerida; Veneridae. The transcript has 13 exons. The coding region runs from base 107 to 1453 and encodes 448 amino acids. Gene Ontology annotation, biological process: endoplasmic reticulum unfolded protein response. Gene Ontology annotation, molecular function: protein binding. The record is from RefSeq and is a predicted model, not a curated record.
UACAUGUAAUUUUUACUAAUUUGUAUUAGAAAAACAUUCUAACGAAAGACAAAAUUACACGCGACAACAUUUCAAUUUGUGCUGAAAUAAUCAAUUUUGCAAGAAAAUGGAUCAAGAAAAUUCUGUGCCGGCAUUUGCUGUUACUGCGGCCGUUGGAGCUGUAGUUUUGCUGAUUAUGCUUUUUUUCACAAUGAGCCGAAAAACUACAGAAAAUGAAGAGAAAGAGGAAGACAAGAAUGAUUCAAAACCUGCCAACAAGCAAGAAAAACAGGCCAAUAAAAAGGUUAAGCCAGCUGGAAAAACCAAGGUGAAAUCUCAGCAGUCUACAUUCGCUCAUAAAUGGUUGGCAAGUUCACUUAAAGGACACGGUGCAAGGAUAUUAGAUAUGGACUUUAGCCCUAAUGGAAAAUAUGUGAUCACGGUUGCAGAAGAUCGUUCAAUAUUAAUGUGGUCUACAAAAGAAUUUGAGCAGAAAGAGCACAAGUCAAUUAGAGGAAAUGUUGAUCUGGACCAUGCAACAAGAGUGAAGUUCAGUCCAGAUUCAAAGGCAUUUGCAGUUAGUCUUGGGAACGCUAAUACAGUUCGGGUAUUUAGAAUCGGGAAGAAAGAUGAUGGAAGCCCUGGUAAUAUUACUGGGGCUAUAGAUUUUCCUCAGAAACAUAAAGCAGAGAUUAUUAAUGUGGGUAUAGCCAGCAAUGGUAAAUAUAUCAUGACAAUCUCAUCUGAUACAACCAUGAUAGUCUGGUCUAUAAAAGGUGACGUGUUAAAUGAGAUCAACACUAAUCAUAUGAACAAUUCAUACGGGGCCGUAUCUCCGUGUGGGAGAUUUGUUGCUUCCUCAGGAUUUACCCCAGAUGUGAAGGUUUGGGAAGUAUGCUUUACAAAAACAGGAGAUUUCCAAGAAGUGAAACGAGCAUUUGAGUUAAAAGGCCACUCCGCUGGUGUUUAUUGUUUUGGAUUUAAUAAUGAUUCUACCAGAAUGGCAUCAGCUUCAAAAGAUGGUACCUGGAAAUACUGGGACACUAACAUACGCUAUGAUAUGAAUCAAGAUCCAUAUUUAUUAUUUACCGGAAAGUUACCGUUAUCAGGACCUUGUCUCGUAUCAUUAUCGCCCGACGGUAGAACGGUGGCUAUUGCUCAAGAAACGUCUAUAUAUGUGUGUAACUCGUCAGGAAAUGAUGAAGAACUCAUAGAAAAUGUUCAUUCAGAGCCGUCAGCACAAAUUGGUUUUGACAACUCAGGAAAGUAUUUGCUUAGUGCAGGGGAUAAACAUGUUCAUGUCUUACAUAAUAUCACAGGUUACAAAGCAACUAUAGAAGAGUUGAUAGGUUUAGAGAAAAAGGCCAGUGGUCAGGCAAUGAAAGAAAGGAUUAGGUCUCAAAUUAGAGAUUCCCAAGCUGCCUUAGAUAGAAUUCAGGGAGGGACUUCCAACGGCCAUGCUACAGUCCAGUAAACUACCAACAUUCCCUACAGUGUUCACAAUACAAUAUGAUAUUCUAUAUUUAGUAACAGUUAUAUAGUGUUCCUUAUGGAAUAUGGAAAAAAAACAAAAACUUAACAUUUAUAGUAUAUAAAAUAUUCUUGGUGGAUGCAGUUGGAAUAUGGAAAAAACUGAAUAUUUAUAUAAAGUUUUCUU